Molecule: messenger RNA, 1135 nt
Organism: Owenia fusiformis
Lineage: Eukaryota; Metazoa; Annelida; Polychaeta; Sabellida; Oweniidae
Source: the annotation of a GenBank genome assembly
GUACAACAUGUACAUGAAGUUCAAGAUAACACAAAUUAAUCGUGCCGGUAAGUACUUAUAGGUUACCAUUCGUAGUCUGUACAGUAGUAAAGGCUAAACAGGGCAACAGAACAGUAAAGAUGGAAGUGUAUAAAAAGGAGAAGAUAGAAAAUGUUUGUAUCUUUGGUGGCACCCACGGGAAUGAGCUCUCGGGUGUAUACCUGGUUCGUAAUUGGCUGAAAGAUGGCGCGCUGGUACAAAGGGGCUCAUUCAGUACACACCUGGUGAUUGCCAAUCCCCGUGCAGUGGAUACAUGUAGAAGAUAUAUAGAUCGGGAUCUGAAUAGAUGCUAUGGAAAGGGCACACUAGGAGAGUCCACUAAUGCGGAAUCACCAUAUGAAACAAAGCGGGCGCAGGAGUUAUAUCACAGAUACUUAUCAGGGGCACCGCCAGAUGGCACUACAGCUGAUUUCUUGAUUGAUUUACAUAAUACAUCGUCAGCAGCGGGCAACUGUAUCAUCAUACCAUACAACGCGAGUCCAGUAGUUCUCCAAGUGUGUGUGGAGUUGAUUCAACGACUAGAAUCUUUGUUUGUCCGGGUAUUGGUGCUGACAGAGCAAGGGACUGUUGAGUCAACCGCGGGUUCCUGCAAGAAUACUAUAGGUGUUGAGAUAGGACCACAACAUCACGGGACACUCAAGACUAAAGUCUACGAUGAUAUGUCACUUAUUGUAACAACAACUCUCGAUAUAUUGGACCAGAUCAAUAAAGGUGAGCUUUUUCCCGAACGCCAGUUAGAGGUGUACUCUAUUCACAGACGAUAUGAUUAUCCGCGUGAUGAGGAUGGACAACUAAAUGGAACCUUACAUCCUGACUUUGAGGAGAAGGAUUGGCAACCACUUAAGAAUGGUGACAAUAUACUCCGCACACUAGAUGGCGCUGACAUCAGACUGGAGAAUGAGACAGAGACAGUUUACCCAUGUUUUGUAGGGGAAGCCGCAUAUUAUGAGAAAGGACUCGCAUUCUGGACAACUUUGAAAACCAUAUUGAAAGUGGAAAAACUCCCUCUGGAUGACUGAGCAUUUUGUUAAUGUUAUAUCUGUCACUGUGUAUUAAUAAAUGUGAAUUUCUGAAAUCUGAUGACGUUACUCAUUCC